AUGUACAAUAAAAAAAAAUACCCAGUCGUUUCCUACCACGUACUAUUGCCAAUCGAACAAAAAAGUUGUACGGAAGAUAUCAGUAAGUACUUUAAAAAAUUUACAGUAAGUUAAGUACAUGUUUUACAAAAUUACAAAAUAGUUUCUUAUUAGACCACGUAUAAAAUACUGUCGUAUAAAAAACUGUCAGGUAUAAUAAUAUAAAUUAUAACCGUAUACUAUGUAGUACAAUCGAACGAAUCACAGAAAAAAGGUAUGGAUUUGACCAAGAUGUACACGUACUAUUUGUAGACUUCAAACAAGCCUACGAUUCUAUCAAGAAGAGUAGUCUUUGGCGGAUGAUGAAUGAACUCGGAAUACCGGCAAAUCUUGUGCGACUGGUGAAGGCAUGUGUUCAAAAUUCCAAAUGUAAUGUAAAAUUCAAUUAUGUAAUGUCAGACAAUUUUUCAGUAGAAACUGGUUUGAGACUAGGGGAUGAAUUAUGCACGUGCGUAUAUGCGUUUUUCUGCAAACAUAAUGGAGAGAAAAACAAUCGUUUUCUCUCUCUAUACGUGUACUAA
Cinara cedri is the source of this 560-nucleotide messenger RNA. The record is from the annotation of a GenBank genome assembly. NCBI's taxonomy places the organism in Eukaryota, Metazoa, Arthropoda, Insecta, Hemiptera, Aphididae.